AUGGCUACCACUCAUUUGGCGGCGGUGCUAUACGGCGCAAGAGAUCUUCGCAUCACGCCUGUCGAAGCCCCACCGCUGGGCUCCGAUGAGAUUCAAGUCUCACCUCGUGCUACCGGCCUCUGCGGGACAGACCAGCAUUACUACCAGAACGGACGCAAUGGGAUCUACCAGGUUUAUGAACCCCUCAUUCUUGGCCACGAGGCUAGCGGAGAAGUGGUCGCCGUGGGUUCUGCGGUACAGAACUUCCAGAUUGGCGAUCGCGUUGUGCUGGAGCCUCAGUUGGCCUGCAACUCAUGCCACCACUGCCGAGCAGGGCAUUACAACUUGUGCAAGAGGAUGCGUUUCAACGGCUCGGCCAGUUCUCGACCUCCAUCCCAAGGAUCUCUGCAAAAACUUUGGAAUCACCCGGCCUACCUCUGCUACAACCUUCCCGAAAGUGUGUCCUUCGAAGAGGGCGCUAUGGUUGAGCCUCUCUCGGUGGCUUUACAUUCUGUCCGUAAAGCUAAGUUAGAAGCAGGCCAGACGGUUCUCGUUACGGGCGCUGGCGCUAUCGGUCUGUUGUGCGCCAGAGUGGCCAAGAUCUCGGGCGCGUCGUCUAUUAUUAUGGUCGAUGUGGACGAGACGAGACUCAGCUUUGCCCAGAAACACGGUCUAGCGGAUCAGACGUACAAAGUUCCAACGUCUGGACUUGAGGGAGAGUCUAGCGCCGACUUCGUCACACGAAUUGCGGCAGAGCUGCUCAAGCGGACCCGGGUGGCCACUGCCACCGCUGCCUUUGAGUGCACCGGUGUUGAGUCUUGUCUUAAUCUCUGCAUCACAACCGUUGAUGCGGGAGCUAAAGUUGUGCUGGUCGGUAUGGGUAGGCCGCUGCAGAACGUCAACCUUGGGGUCGCGUUGGUUAGGGAAAUCAAGAUUUAUGGCGUAUGGCGGUACACCAACACCUUUCAAGCUGCAGUCGACCUGAUUGAGGCGGGUAUGGUCGACGUCAAGCCCAUGAUCACGCAUCAAUAUCCUUUCGAGAAGGUCGCCGAAGCACUGGAGCUCACACUGUCAAAGCCACCUGAUCUUGUCAAAUGCAUAGUUACUUCACAGUAG
Messenger RNA from Colletotrichum truncatum, 1095 nucleotides. Its product is annotated as sorbitol dehydrogenase (alcohol dehydrogenase GroES-like domain-containing protein). Gene Ontology annotation, biological process: D-sorbitol catabolic process. Gene Ontology annotation, molecular function: L-iditol 2-dehydrogenase (NAD+) activity; zinc ion binding. Lineage: Eukaryota; Fungi; Ascomycota; Sordariomycetes; Glomerellales; Glomerellaceae. The record is from RefSeq and is a predicted model, not a curated record.